Messenger RNA from Bacillus rossius redtenbacheri, 2047 nucleotides. RefSeq names its product cytochrome P450 4V2-like. The record is from RefSeq and is a predicted model, not a curated record. The transcript has a single exon. Bases 13 to 1533 code for a protein of 506 amino acids. Lineage: Eukaryota; Metazoa; Arthropoda; Insecta; Phasmatodea; Bacillidae. Gene Ontology annotation, molecular function: iron ion binding; monooxygenase activity; oxidoreductase activity, acting on paired donors, with incorporation or reduction of molecular oxygen.
CGGGCGGGGAAAAUGUGGGUGGCAGUGGCUCUGUGCCUCGUGUUCACGCUCGCGGCGGUCUGUGUCCGGCGCCGCCGCAGGAGAUUGCGUCGCCUGAUCGCCGAGAUGCCGGGACCAAAGGGACUCCCCGUCUUGGGGAUCGCCCUGGAAGCAAACCGCAACGUCGCCACCAUCAUGGACUUCAUGAAAGAACAACGAUCCAUUCACGGAGACACGAUCGCAGUGUGGUUGGGCCCCUGGGCGGUGGUGCUACUGACCGACCCGCGCGACAUGGAGAUAGUGCUGAACAAGACCGCGACUCUCUCCAAGUCGAUGUUGUACAAAGUCCCUCAACUCAUACUGGGAUACGGCUUGCUGACGGCUGCGAGAGACGACUGGAAAAGAUACCACAAAAUAACGACGCCCGCUUUUAAAAACGUAACGCUGCUGAGCUUCCUCCCAGCAUUCAACGAAAAGAGUCGUGUCCUUGUAGAUGUACUCAAAAGCCAUCAAGAUGGUUCUAGUUUCGAUGUUUUGACAUACAUGAAUAUGUGUACGCUAGACAUCAUCACCGACACCAGCUUAGGCGCAAACAUGGACAUCUUAAAAAAUAAUCGAGUGGAGUUAGUGGAAGGUUUAAAAAAUGCCGAAGAUAUGGUAUUUUAUGCAACGGCUCAACCAUGGUUAUGGAUCCCAUGGCUCAUGAAAACCACAUCGUCGUACAAGAAAAUGGUGAAUGGUAUGAAAGUUCUAUGGGAUUUCGCAGAAAAUAUUAUUGACCAAAAAUUAUCUAACGGCAUCACCGUGAAUGGAAUACGUGAUAAAGAAUGCGCGAAAGAAAGUGAUCAAUUGUUAGACAUAAAAUCUAAGCGUAUGGGUUUCUUAGAUCAUGUGGUUUCGCUUAUGAAAACUCAGUCUACUUUACUGACCAAAACUGAACUCAGAGACAACACCAUGACGGUUAUUGCUGGAGGGACUGACACCGCGGCAAGUGUCAUGUCAGCUGCUCUGAAACUACUGGGCCUUCACCAGGAUGUGCAGAGGAAAGUCGUGGAGGAACUUGAGCACAUAUUCGGCGAUGACAUCCACCGGGAGGUGACGGCUGAAGACUUGAAGAAGAUGGUGUACCUCGAGCAAGUGAUCAACGAGACCUUGAGACUGUACCCACCACUGCCAAUAGUUAGCAGAGUAGUCGAAGAGGAGGUGGACAUUACAGGUUACACUCUUCCAAAAGGCACCAUAGUACUGAUGUCGCCUUUUAUCACACAAAGAGACGCUUCUAACUUCCCUGAUCCGGACAAGUUCGAUCCCGAUCGCUUCAGCUCCGAGAACAGCAUUGGCCGGCACCCUUACAGCUUCAUCCCCUUCUUGGGAGGACGGAGGAUGUGCAUCGGGAAGAAGUACGCCUACAUGCAGAUGAAGACUAUCCUGUCCGCUGUGCUGCGCAACUUCCGAGUUCUGCCUUGCGGCUCCAGAGAAGACAUGGAGAAAGUGGAGUUUCGUUUGACCCUUCACAUGGUUACUGGUAACAACAUCAAACUUAUUAGAAGAUAGACUGCAAUUCUUUCUCAUGAUAUACUUCAUGUAAACAGAAAUGGUUUAGUUCAAUAUUUUUAACCACUUGUGUUGGGCAUUUAUAGACUACAUAUUCUAACAAUUCUUAAGUCAAGUUUUUUUUAUUUCAAAUUAUCAUUAGUUAUAAAAUUUAGCUUAUUUUAGCUAGCAAUAGGUAACAUGAUAUGUAAUGACUUAAAAAGGAAAUUCUAUUUCCUCUACAAAAUUUGGCUUAUUGCAGUCACGUUUAAAAAAAAAUUGAAUUUUUUUGCUUCAAUUAAUUAAACUUAUACGAUGAAUUGAGGGUGAAAACUUUUCAUAUUCGUUUUAAUUGUUAUAAUAUUUGCACAUUUUAAAAGAUUAUAUGUAUAUUUGUAACGGGUAUUUUAAUUUUAUUAGUAUAUUCUUAAACAAUACAAAAAUGUAUGUUUGUAGUAUUUUUUUAUUUAAUGUUUAUUUUAAAGGUUGAUACCUUAUAAUUUUAGUAUUCAUACAAAAUUAUAAAAGGAUUUUU